UGUUGGGACCAAGAAGUGAGAAAAAACCAUCAAGCCUUACAGCAAGAAUUUUUUCAUUGUCUGUCUGCACCUUGACAAAGGAGAGGAAUGGGCUGUAACAGAAACUGUGGUCUCCUCACUGGGGCCGUCAUCGGUGCUGUGCUGGCUAUCUUCGGAGGAGUUCUGAUACCAGUUGGAGAUAAACUUAUAGGCAAAGCAAUAAAAAAGGAUGCUGUCAUUGCAAAUGGUACCAUUGCUUUUGAAAAUUGGCUUGUGCCAGGAAGUACAGUUUACAGGCAAUUUUGGGUUUUCGAUGUGCAAAAUCCUUCAGAGGUAUUAGACAAAGGAGCACGUCCAAGACUUGAACAAAGAGGACCUUACACAUACAGGGUGCGAUAUUUACCCAAAGAAAAUAUCACGGAAAACUCUGAUGGCACAAUAUCCUACAUGUUGCCUAACAUUGCUCAUUUUGAACCUGAUAUGUCUGUUGGGACAGAAAAUGAUACCAUCACAUGCCUCAACCUUGCUGUUGUUGCUGCACCUGCCUUGUAUACAAACACUUUUAUACAACUACUAUUAAAUACUUGGAUUAAAAGUUCUAAGUCACAGAUGCUGCAGAACAGAACAGUGAAAGAAAUACUGUGGGGAUACAAAGAUCCCUUCUUAAACAAGAUCCCCUUCCCUGUGGACCCAGUUGUGGGAGUCUUCUACCCGUAUAAUGGGACAUUCGACGGACCUUACAAAGUCUACACUGGGAAAGAAGAUAUUAAAAAAACAGCAAUAAUUGAAAGCUAUAAAAACAAAAGGAAUCUUUCAUACUGGGAAGGUCACUGUGAUUUGGUUAAUGGCACAGAUGGCGCAUCAUUCCCACCGUUUGUUAAGAAGGAUCAGAUACUGCGCUUCUUCUCCUCCGAUAUUUGCAGAUCGAUCUAUGGAGUUUUCCAGGGCAAGCAGGAUGUGAAGGGAAUCUCACUCUAUCGUUUCACAGUUCCUCGUGAAGCAUUUGCAUCACCUGCUGAAGUCAAAGAUAAUUAUUGCUUCUGUACAGAUGAAGUCAUAUCAAAGAACUGCACAAUAGCUGGAGUCCUAGACAUUAGUGCCUGCAAAGCAGGAAAACCGGUAUUUAUCUCUCUUCCACAUUUUCUUCAUGCAAGUGAUUCUGUAUUGAACGAUGUUGAAGGCCUGAGCCCAAAUGAGAAGGAGCAUGAGACGUUUCUAGAUGUAGAGCCUAUCACUGGUUUUACACUACAAUUCGCUAAAAGGCUGCAAGUAAACCUCCUUGUGAAGCCUGCACCAAAAAUUGAAGCCUUAUCAAAAGUUAAAAAGCCUUACGUUUUUCCUCUUCUUUGGCUAAAUGAGUCUGCUGUUAUUGGAGAUGCAAAAGCAGAAAUGUUCAGAAAUAAAGUCACUGGUCGGGUCCAGAUGCUGAGUGUGCUGCAGAUGGUGUUGAUGAUCGCAGGUUCUGUGCUGUUCCUCGCAUUCAUGGGUUCCUAUUUCAUAUGCAGAUCAAAGAAAUUAAAAUAAGUAACAAAAGACGUCAGAGACAGGCAAUGUUUAAUUGAAAUUUCAGCCAAGAAGCAUGUUAAAAUUCAGAGACAAAAGGUAUGAUUUAAGGCACAGUCAGUCCACGUGCUAUGGAAUUCAACAUGCUUUUCCGUUUUGAGAAGACCAACUCACUAACCCAAAUAAGCUGAUGUUUCCAAAGGUCCACACUUCUGACAUCAUUAAAGAGGCCACCAUGGAAACUAUGCUUUCAAAUUACUUUGAUUAUUAGAACCUUGUUGCAAAUUUUAAAUGACAUUCAAGCAGACUGAAAUUGAGAUGCAGUUGGAUUUUCAGACCGUCUUCUGCCAUUUAUGCAACUUGCUACUUUUUUUCUUCUGGGAUUUGCAAGACAAAUGCAAACCAUUUGCUGAUGUUCUGUCUCUGAGCACAGGCUGGGAAUGACAACACCUUUGAGCUCAUGCUGUGCUCUAGAUGCUCUCAUUGCAAUAUUUCUUUCUGUUCCUUCAAGGAAUGAAAGCUGCUGCAAUAGAACUGCUCUCUGUCCUCUAUUCAGGGAUGUGAAUUGCAUUGAAUGUGAAGUUUAUUAUGUAAAGUUACUAACUGUAAUACAUGAAGUUAAUAAAAGACUUACUAAAA
Molecule: messenger RNA, 2121 nt
Organism: Nipponia nippon (crested ibis)
Lineage: Eukaryota; Metazoa; Chordata; Aves; Pelecaniformes; Threskiornithidae
Gene: CD36
Product: CD36 molecule (CD36 blood group)
Biological process (GO): amyloid-beta clearance by cellular catabolic process; low-density lipoprotein particle clearance; long-chain fatty acid import into cell
Cellular component (GO): cytoplasm; cell surface; caveola
Molecular function (GO): scavenger receptor activity; low-density lipoprotein particle binding; low-density lipoprotein particle receptor activity
Source: RefSeq, a predicted model, not a curated record